GCCGAGCCACAGCUGGUUGUGGUCCUUCUUCUGCAGCGACGACAUCACUUGCGAGCGGUUGCGCAGAGCGUCGCUCUCCUUCAGCGCGUGGAUCAGGUGGGAUUCCACGGCGGCGCGCGACUGACAGCGCACCAAUUGGUGUUCGGGGAAGUGGCGGAAGUGGAUGGUGACCGUCCAGGGGAUGCACGCGCCCAACAGGUCGAACAGCACGCCCACCGGGUAGUGCCUGGGAUACAGGGGUUAGAGUCACGUGGUCAUUGCUGUCAUACUGACCACUUCAAAGGCGUGCCGUCGCUCUCGAGCCAGAGGUCGCCGGUCUCGCGCUUCUCUCGCAACAAAUGUUUCAACGCUUUCUCCAAAACCAGCGGAAAUGGGAGUCAGGCAUACGUAGUGGGGUUGUGGCGCGUGGAGCGACGCCUCCUCCUCGGGGUCGAGGCGAAAGGCCACCGGCAGAUACCUCAGGGACGAGUUGUCGCCGAAUCUCGACCUGUCGGCGCUUCUCCUCGGUGUCCUCCUUCUCGAGCUGAAGCUCCUCCUCUUCCUCCUCCUCUUCGCGCGCCUCCGGCAGCUGAGGCUGUUUCUGCUCCCAACCGCAACAACAGCGCGAGAAACAGAGUCUUUAACUGUUUGUGUUCUUCAGGAGAACUCGAAGACGACGACGACUUGGAAGAGGGAGAGGUGAAGGAGGAGGAGGAGGAGGGCGAGGCGGAGGGGCGCGCCCACCAGCGCGUGGUGGCGCCCGAAGAAGCGCGCUCCACGACCAGCAUCUGUCGCUUCUACGGCAGAGGACAAUGCACGUGGGGCAACAACUGUCGCUUCGUCCAUCCGACGGGCGCGCAGCACAAGAGGGCGCCGCCGCCGUUGCCAUCGCAACCGCCGCCGCCCGCUGUGGUGGUGCAGAGGGUGAGACCGCGCGAGCAGUUCUUCCCGGAGGGCGAGAGCGCGUGGGAGCGCGGGUUGAAACAGGCGAAGGAGAUGAUCGUGAGGGCGACGAAGCGGAAGGAGGAAGAGCUCGACUUCGAGGACAAGCGCUUCCACUUGGGAGUCGACGAGCAGCCGUCACGUGACUCCCUGUCGCCGAAAUACGAGCGCAAAGACGACGAGUACGAGCGCAGGCGGCGUCUGGCGUUCGAGUCUGCGCCCUGGAACAACGACCCCGAACCGCCGCCGCCCGCGCAGACCAAAGCGCGCGCCAACGCCGAGACGUUCCGCGACCCCUGGCGGCGCUCCAAAUCGCCGCCUUCGCAGCCGUUGGCGCCGAAGAGGCAGAGGAGCGAAACGCGCGCAAAGAGGUCGCACUCCAUGUCCUCGAUCUCCGCCUCGGGCUCUGAGUCGAGUUUCUCGGGCUCCGCCUCCGAGUCGGUGUCCGAGAGUUCGGGAGACGAGAAGAGAAGGAGAUAUCGGAAAACGGUUUCCGAAAAAACCCGAACUUUCAAAAAAGAAAAAGACAACAAUAAUGAAUACGACUCGUGGAGCGAGAGUUUGAGCGAAAGCGAGGAUUCGAUGAGCAGUUAUUAUUCCGAAUCCGACAACCAAUCAGAGGAGCGGAAGGCGAGUGGCGCCCCGCCCCCUCCCAAGCGGGCGAAAGUGGCGCCACAGACGGCCGAAAGCGCGAAGAAAUCUCCGAUAAAAAUGACUUUUCUGAAGAAGAGCCACAAUUUGAAAGAAACGCUUUCCGUUUCCAAACUCAACGGCGAAGACAUCGCGGCGGAGGAAGAGGAAGAGCGCCUGUCGCCUGCGUUGUCGCCCUUUGACGCGCUGUCGCCCAAAAACACCGCAAAGUCCAUCUCUAGCGCUUCGCCGGCGCUCUCUUUGGACGCCGCGUCCACUUCUCCGCCGAAACACUCGGACUCGAAGUCUCUUUUGGCGACAGUUUCGCGACGCGAAGAACUGCUGCAGCAAUUGAAGGCCGUGGAGGACGCGAUCGCGCGCAAGAGAUCCAAAAUCAACUGAUCUUUGGGUCGUUCAUAGAUUUCGUCAUUUCUUUUCAUUUUUCUGAUAAUAAUAAAUAUGUUUUUGACGUUA
This is a messenger RNA of Medioppia subpectinata, 2025 nucleotides long. The record is from the annotation of a GenBank genome assembly. NCBI's taxonomy places the organism in Eukaryota, Metazoa, Arthropoda, Arachnida, Sarcoptiformes, Oppiidae.